UAAUUUUAUUUCUUAUAUAGCCUCUUUUUUUUUUCUUUCAGUUGAGUGUAAGGAAACAUGGAUCCAAGCUGUUUUGUUGAAAAAAUCAGAAAUGAUAUAUUAUCAUGUUCAAUAUGUAAAGGGAUUUUACAAGACCCCAAACAUUUAAGUUGUGGACAUGUCUUUUGUAAAGACUGUAUAGAAACACAUUUCAAUGUAAGCCAUACGGGGAAUUCAGCCAGAUGUCCAAUGUGCAAAACUCUUUUUGUUUUUUGCAAAUCGGGGUCUAAAUUCCUUAAACAGAGCCUUAUUCUUCGACAGCUUAUAGAUUUGUUUUCAGAAGGUAGUGGGCCCAAUUUUUUAUCACAUCAUGAUUUCUGUAAAUCUGCUUAUCAUUGUGAAGGCAAAGGGAUUCCUACACAUUAUUGCCCUCGUUGUGAUAAAAGAAUGUGUAAUGGUUGUACAAAUGCCCAUGCUCACUUUCAUCAAGAUCAUGAUGUAAGUCCGAUAAAUAUUUUGGAAAAUUCCCAAUUGAUAGAUGAGAACAAUUGUAAAUGUGAGAGACAUAAAGGACAAACACUGUUUAUUCUGUGUACAACUUGUGAUAGUGAUAGUCUAUUGUGCCUACAAUGCAAAAAGAUUCAUGACAAAUCCCAUUCCUUUACAACAGUGGAAGAAAUGAAAUCUGAAAUAAAAGAAAUUCGCGUAAAGCUCUUACACCAAAAGGAAAAGUUAGAAAGACAACAAACUGAAAACAGAACUGCGGAAACAAUGUUUCAUACAAGUGCCAGUAUAGCGAUGGAGAAAAUGACCAAAAGAUAUGAAGCCUUAAAUAACACCCUAAAAACAAGAAAGAAAGAGCUUGAAACAGAUUUUCAAAAUCAUUCUUUAGAGUUUAGACAAACCUUUGAUUGCACCAUUAAGGACACAGAAACACAGCUUAUCAAAGCUUCUAACGUUAUUCACCUCAUAGAUCAACUCUUUUCUUUAGGAAGUGAAAGAUGUCUCUUAGAAAGCUGGAAAAUUAUACAAGAGCAUUUGAAUGUAAUAUCAAAUCUAGAAUCGAAAGAAAAUGAAAAGAUGAUAAAAUAUGGCAUAAAAUUUAGACAGAAAGAAGGUUUCGAAAUAGGAACUAUUUUAAAGACAAAAGCAUAUGAAGAACAUUUUGGUCUAUUCAAAGAGAACGAAAAAUUGAAUGAAGCUUCAUCAAAUGACCUGGAGUCGACUGAAGUAAAAGAAGAUCACAUCGCUGGAAAAGAACAUAAUUACCAAACACGUAUCACUCCUAGUGAUAUAGUUUAUGAGAAUAUUUCCUCUCCACGAACUUCUGCAGCUGAUUACACUGAAAACUUUGAUCAGGCUACAAUCAGUGAAGAAAUGUUAGGUCAUCGAUACACUGUUCUACAAAAUGCACAUGAAGACGAAGAUUGUGGAAUCAGAGACUCAUUGACUUUCGAUUUUGAUUCCAUCUUUGAAACAGAAACCGGCUUAUCUUCAGAAGCUGACUACUGUGCACCUAGAUAUGCAUUUCAUAACAGAUAG
Messenger RNA from Saccostrea cuccullata (small rock oyster), 1521 nucleotides. Its product is annotated as E3 ubiquitin-protein ligase TRIM56-like. The transcript is spliced from 5 exons. NCBI's taxonomy places the organism in Eukaryota, Metazoa, Mollusca, Bivalvia, Ostreida, Ostreidae. The record is from RefSeq and is a predicted model, not a curated record. Gene Ontology annotation, molecular function: zinc ion binding. Bases 58 to 1521 code for a protein of 487 amino acids.